Fraxinus pennsylvanica is the source of this 2865-nucleotide messenger RNA. The record is from the annotation of a GenBank genome assembly. NCBI's taxonomy places the organism in Eukaryota, Viridiplantae, Streptophyta, Magnoliopsida, Lamiales, Oleaceae.
AUGGAAUGGAGUUACUGUUAUGAUUGGUCCCAUUUAGCGAAGAUCGAGCUUCCCGGGAAGAAUUUGUCUGGAAAAAUUUCAGAGAAGAUUUUCCAGUUGCCAUAUAUUCGAAAUAUUGAUCUUUCCAGCAACCAGUUCGUUGGGGAAAUUCCAGGGAAUUUGUUGUCGUGUUUAUCGCUCAGGAAUCUCAAUCUAAGCAAUAAUAAUUUGACCGGUCCAAUUCCAGGAGGCAUAUCCCAUCCACUUUUUGAAACAUUGGAUCUCUCCAACACUAUGCUUUCAGGAAAAAUCCCAGAAGAAAUUGGACUUUUUUCAGGCCUUAAAGUUCUUGAUUUUGGUGGGAACAUUUUGACGGCAAAAAUUCCGAAGUCCAUUACAAAUAUGACAAAAUUAGAGGUCUUGACUUUGGCUUCAAAUCAACUGACUGGGGAAAUUCCAGGAGAAUUAGGGUUCAUGAAGAGUUUGAGAUGGAUUUAUUUGGGAUAUAACAAUUUCUCUGGUGGAAUUCCCAAGGAAAUUGGUGAAUUAACUUCCUUGAAUCAUCUUGAUCUUAUUAGGGAUAGUCGCCAAAGCCAAUGGUACACUACUCAUAUUGUUUUCUAUGACAACCAACCCAAUUCCGCCAUCGAUCAUGGACUGGAGGCAAAGGUUUUGAAUUCUCUACCACUGCUUGCUUAUUCCUUUGAGACUCAUCCGGAGGAUCUUAAAGUGGAAUUAAGAAAAGAUGGUGAAGAAGAAGCAAAUGGGUGUUUCACUCUCUGUUUCUGGAUUUACAUUCAUAACUGUGCUUCUUUUCCCUCUGUAAUUCUUCAACAGAAGCACCCAGAAAUUGCAUCCAGUGCCCCUUUCCUUUGGUUGAAUGAAAAGAAGAAAAUGAUGCUUUUCCCAUUGUAUUUUCUGCACCAAGAGGCUCUAGAUCCUGAUAAUAUGGUUCCAUGGAUGGAAGUUCCAGGUGCCUUUACUGAGAUGGAGUUCCCAGAGAAGAAAUGGGUUCAUGUUGGAUGUGAGGUCUUGUCAGAUAUUCUGCGGCUUCACGUGGAUGGAGAGAUUGUGGGAGAGAAGCAUGUAACUUGCUCCCUUAACAAGGAUACGCAUCCAAAUGCUCUGGAAAGAAUGUAUUCGGUAAGGAUCGGUGGAAAUGAGGAUGGAUUCCAGGCUUACGUUUAUGGAAUGGAUGUCUUGUCUCCGUCAUCACCUGUUGAACAUCACUAUGUGAAGGAUCCGCCGGUGCAACUAGCUGUUGACCAUUCUAGUGCAUCUGAAAUAGAAGAAGACAGUGAUGGUGCUUGGAGCAUCGUUGGCGGCAAGGCAUCUUGUCGCAGGAUCUUUUCUAUGGAUGUUAUUUUAUUGGAUGCUUUUGGCCAUCGAGUGAACAAAGAAUUGGAGGUUGUUGCUUCCCUUUGUUAUGCCGACAAUGAGGCUCCUGUUGAGAACACAACUGAUUCAGAAGCUCCCCUUCUCACGAGCUGUGAUGGAAUUGAAUUUUCUUCUCAAGAUAGACCAUGUAAAUUAACCAGUGGACGUGCUUCCUUUAAGCUCAAGAUAUCUCAGCUUUCCUCUAAGUGUGACAACAGGCUGUUCCGCAUCAGGUUUGACAUUCCAAAGAUGGGUAGAUAUCCUUUUUUCGAGACUCUUUCCUUUCCAAUUCGUUGUGUUUCACGUAGUCGCAAUGCACGGACGACCUCUACACCAUGGAGAAAAGCUUCCUCUGGAAUUUAUUUACUCAAUGGAUCCCAAUCCCAUGAUCUUGAUGAUGGACCUCUGGCACAUCUCCCUAGUAUUGUACGUGAAGCAAAACCUAGUCCAUCAUCUAAGCGGAUCAAAUUAGGAAAGGAUAAACCAUUCACAACUUUUGAAAAUAAUCUCCCACUGAAGCAAGCUGGCAAGGAGAGCAAUUCUCAUGUUUGGAUCACUAAUGAGGACAAUAACAUAUAUGGGGGAACUAUGGACUGGAGACCGGAAAACUAUGACAGAGCUGACAACUGCUCAGCUGCUUCUGAUAGUAGUGAAGAAACAAAUUCAGAUCCAAAGAGCAUGCCGAGCACUAGUCGAAUUUCAGAUUUGAUUGUCUUUAAAUACUGCCUUGGAGGUCCAACUGAGAGGUCUGACCUGCUCAAGGAAAUUGCGAUUUCAGCUAGUGAAGAAGACCUUGCAAAAUUUUCCCACCAGGUUUCUCUCUUUUCUGGAUGUUCCCAUCACAGGCGUCAAAUAAUAAUUGCAAAGAGAUUGGUAGAGGAGGGAAUGCAAGCUUGGACUUCAGUAUCACAGAGCAACCAUCAUGUGCUUUGGGAGAAUCUGGUUUUUGGUAUUAAUGAAUGCUUCAUGAAGAUAACGGGCUGUUCUCGACCUCUGAUAUAUCAGGACUUCGAGUGUCUGAGGAGAAUUGCUGGAUGCCAAGAUUUGGUUUCCCAAGAAAACUUUGAGAAAAUGUGGUGUUGGUUAUACCCAGUAGCUUUUACUUUAUCAACAACUUCAGUAAAUGCCAUGUGGAGUUCGCUGUUACCCAAAUGGAUGGAAGGAUUUAUUACGAAGGAAGAAGCAGAGUCUGCACUUCAAGGUCCCGGAGGUCUUCAAGAUCCUGGAACAUUUGUAUUGCGAUUCCCCACUUCAAGAAGCUGGCCUCAUCCAGAUGCUGGUAGUCUGGUCGUGACGUAUAUUGGUAGUGACUAUACUAUCCACCACAGGCUGCUAUCCCUCGAUUUCAUUGACGGUUCUGGUGCCAAAGAAAUGCCCACAAAACCACUACAGGAUAUGCUGCUUGAAGAACCUCAGCUAUCUCGAUUGGGAAGGGUUUCACGAAGCACCAAGUCAUUCAAGAAUUCUUGUUCAGGACGGGAAGAGACCAUGAACAAAGCUGUAAUAUAA